AUGUCUUCCAAGCGACCAGCCUCUCCAUAUGGGGGGACAGAUGGAGAGGUAACCAUAGCAACCAGCAGACAGCGAGUGGAGGAUGAGGAGAGCGAGGGACUGGGUAGUGUGAUCCACCUCCCGUUGGCCUCCUACUGCAGCAAGGUGUCCCCGCGCUCGCCCCCUUUUCGGAGCUUGGACAGCCCUCCCAACAACACGGACCUGGAUGGCUCCAAGGUGAACUCCCUUAGCCCUUACCCCCUGCACAAUGCUACCUCACCGGGCAAAGAUGAAGGCGGGGCCGGGGCUCGACCGUGCGGCGACGGAGGUUCGGCCGCUGGCGCCCUGGGAACUCCGGAGAGACGCAAGGGUAGCCUGGCGGACGUGGUGGACACACUGAAACAACGCAAGAUGGAGGAGCUGAUCAAAAAUGAACCAGAAGAAGCUCCCAGCAUUGAGAGGCUGUUGUCAAAGGACUGGAAGGACAAACUUUUGGCCAUGGGCUCAGGGCACAUUGGCGAAAUUAAAGGUACCCCAGACAGCCUUGCGGAGAAAGAGCGCCAACUCAUGGGCAUGAUCGGCCAGUUAAGCAGCCUGAGGGAGCAGCUCCUGGCUGCCCACGAGGAGCAGAAGAAGCUGGCCGCCUCGCAGAUGGAGAAACAGAGGCAGCAGAUGGAGCUUGCCAAGCAGCAACAGGACCAGAUUGCCCGGCAACAGCAGCAGCUCCUGCAGCAGCAGCACAAAAUCAACCUCCUGCAGCAGCAAAUCCAGGUCCAAGGCCAACUCCCGCCGCUGAUGAUUCCCGUCUUCCCCCCAGACCAGAGAACCUUGGCGGCUGCGGCGGCCCAGCAGGGCUUCCUCAUGCCCCCUGGCUUCAACUACAAACCUGGCUGCAGUGACCCGUACCCUCUCCAGAUCAUCCCUACUACAAUGGCGGCGGCUGCAGCUGCCACGCCAGGUCUGGGACCCCUUCAACUACAGCAGUUGUACGCGGCUCAGCUGGCGGCCAUGCAGGUCUCCCCCGGGGCCAAGCAGCACGGCCUGGCGUCCCAAGCCAACCUGGGCACGCACUCCCCGCCCACCAACGCACACGCGCAGAGCGACAAGGGCCGUAGCUCCCCGCAAGCUAACAAGACCAAGGACAGUGAGGGCGCACAGCCAUUGAACCUGUCGGCCAAGCCUAAGGCAUCCGAGAGCAAGUCACCCAACUCCCCCCCAACUUCCCCACAGGUCCCCGCUGCCGUUGCCGCUGCCGCCAAGCUGGGCCCCGCCGGCUCCCUGAAGCACAGUGUCGCCCCCUCCAGCAUCGGAGGACCUCCGGCUAGAGUCAGCUCAAUAGCCUACCUGAACGACCACGAGGCCGUGACCAAGGCGUUCGCUGAGGCCCGACAGAUGAAGGAACAGCUCAAACGGGAGCAGCAGGUGCUGGACGCUAAAGUGGCGGCCGUUAGUAGCCUCGGACUCAACAACGGACGUUCCGACAAGGACAAGGCGGCCUUGGAGAGUUUGAGUCAACAGCUAAAGCAGCAGGCCGAGGACAAGUUCAGCCAUGCCAUGCUGGACUUCACCAUGAGCGGCGACUCGGACGGCUCCCCGAGCGUGUCCGACUCGCGGAUAUUCCGCGAGGCCCGGGGUCGCGGCACCAGCGAGCCGCACAUCAAACGCCCCAUGAACGCCUUCAUGGUGUGGGCCAAAGACGAGCGGAGGAAGAUCCUGCAGGCUUUCCCUGACAUGCACAACUCCAACAUCAGCAAGAUCCUCGGUUCGCGCUGGAAAGCCAUGACCAACCUGGAGAAGCAGCCGUACUACGAGGAGCAGGCGCGCCUCAGCAAGCAGCACUUGGAGAAGUACCCCGACUACAAAUACAAGCCGCGGCCUAAGCGCACGUGCCUCGUGGACGGCAAGAAGCUGCGCAUCGGCGAGUACAAAGCUAUCAUGCGCUCUCGGCGACAGGAAAUGAGGCAAUACUUCAGCGUGGGGCAACAGAGUCAACUACCCCUUUCGUCGGCGGGCGUAGUCUACCCAGGUGCCCUCUCCAUGGCGGGCAUGCCGUCGCCGCAGAUGCCCUCAGAGCACUCCAGCAUGUCGAGCAGCCCCGAACCCAACGCCAACCACCACCACCCCCACCACACCUCGUCCCACAUGGGCGGGCUGAAGGGCGACGAACCCCGCAUCAAGGAGGAGGAGCUUCGGUUAGACGACAGCAACGGCGACGUCUACGACGACUUCGACUACGAAGACGAGGAGGCCGACUACGCUAGCGACAACGAGAAUCACAUCGCCCAAUAG
Messenger RNA from Nerophis lumbriciformis (worm pipefish), 2268 nucleotides. NCBI's taxonomy places the organism in Eukaryota, Metazoa, Chordata, Actinopteri, Syngnathiformes, Syngnathidae. The record is from RefSeq and is a predicted model, not a curated record.